Messenger RNA from Cuscuta campestris, 2058 nucleotides. The record is from the annotation of a GenBank genome assembly. NCBI's taxonomy places the organism in Eukaryota, Viridiplantae, Streptophyta, Magnoliopsida, Solanales, Convolvulaceae.
UUUCCAUUUUGUUGAUUGGUGGAGGCGUUGAAAUUUCCAUUUUGUUGAAAGUACCGCCAAGCUCCAGCCAAUAAAGAAGACUCGGCAUGAACCCUCUCAUCAAAUAGGACAUGAAAGAGGUUAAUAAAUAGGAAAAUCUCUUACCAAGCAUAAUCUUCAUAAAUUCUUCAUAAUUUUCUCUCUUUUGUCUCAAUGGCCGGAGGAAAAUCUAAGAGCAAGGCCUCCAAGAAGAAGACCAACAUCGAAGCAACGUCCUCUGCGCCCCAGCAGUUUCCAUACCUGGACGGAUCCUUCCUCGAAUUUGGCUCGGAGGAAGAACUUACUCGAUUCAUCACCCACUUCGCCAAACGUCCCAUCUCACCGCCAAGGGUGCUGCCCGAGUUGUUCCCUCAACAGAAGGGAUACUACGACCUUGACAACCAACUCAAGGAGUCGGGUUUGUGGCCCUUUGUCUCCAGGAGUCGCACCGCCUUCAAUCCCGCUUAUGUCUGGGCCUUCUACUAUAAUCUCCGCCGAGAUGGGGACACCAUCCGGAGCAGCAUCAAUCUCAAUGACAUAGAGUUCGACUUGGCUACUUUUGCUCGGGUUGCAGGGCUGCCCACCCGCGGUGACGACAUCGCGACAUAUGGUGGCGAUGAUUGGAUUCUCAACAACGAGGCGGUGGUCAUCCGAGAGCUUGGAAUCACCAACCUCAUCCGUCACAGCGGCGCACCAUUCAUCCACUCAGCCCCACCGGAAAAGCGUCUUCUACUCUACAUCCUCACCCGGAUUCUUCGCCCCCGGGACGGUAGCCACACCUGUCUCUUCAACGAGGAUCUCAAGGCCGUUCAUGCUAUCACCCAUGGCGCCUCGAUCAAUUGGGCAAAAUUCGUCAUGAUUCACAUGGCGGAUUGCGCCUCCAUCACCACCGAGCGGAGCUUGCCAUAUGCCUUCCCCGUCAUGGAUCUCAUUGUUGCCUCCGACAUCCACAUCGCCGGCCCGGACACGAAGAUGACGAAGAUUUGGAUCAUCCAAGAUAGCACCUUCUGGAAGAAGUCUGGUGACAGAACCGGCGCAGGACCCAGUCGGGCUCCAGCCCUCACUCCCGCCAAAGCCUCUUUACAGUCCAUAGCCGAUACCCUAAAUCGGCUAACCAUCACCGUGGAUGGCAUGGGCCAGUACCUGGAAAGGAUGGAAUGGACGCUGCAACGCCAACACCACGACAUGACGGCGUUCUUCCGUGGCAUCAACUACGUCCCGCCGCCCUUUGACACCACCUUCCUUGGCCAGAACUAUGAAGGCGAGGACGAGGAGGAUAACUCCUAUGCUCCAUCCUCCUCCCCCGACGAAGCCGACUUUGAGGAUGUGGUCGACGGGGACCCCAUGGACGUCGAGGACGACGAAGAAGACGAUGACGCCGAGGAAGAGGACGCCGAUGCCUAGACUCUUCCUUCUCUCCUUUCCCUACUUUAAUUGCAAUUCCUUUAUCUAUUUCAAUUCCGUUGUACUCAGCAUUUUCUCCUCUUUUAAUGAAUAAAAGUUUACUUUUAAACUCUAAAAGUUCACUUUAAAUUCUUUUCGUUAAUGUCAAAAGGGGGAAGAUAUCAAGGAACAUCCGGAAGGUAUCGUAGAGAAAAUUCGGUGUUGGAAUAUUGAAAUAAAGGAGUUAAUUGUUGGAAUCAUUGUUCAUCGACAUAUACAAAAUCCUGGACAGCAACUAUCCUUUGACUUCAGAAACGAUGGAGAUAUGCUCAAAAUACCGCAGGCUGUCCAAUUAUGACGGGAAUGACAAAGUUGGUGAAUUUCGUUCUUGUUUCCACUCCCGCUCAUCCGUAAGGUUUCGGCCGAUGAUUUCCAGGUCUGUACCUUUGCGUUAGACUUGUCGAAUCAUUCAUCACAUGCGUACAUGAACAUAUAUGUUAAUCCAUUUGUUGAAAUCAUUCCAAAAUAUAUAUGUGACACAUAUAUAAGUCAUCUUUGUGUUAAGACCAUAAUACACCAAAAUCAUAAAGUUAUUAUAUAUAAACAUUUGAAAUCAACCCAAAAAUAUGUAUUUAUUAAUCAAAGGUGUUUAAAAGA